Messenger RNA from Brienomyrus brachyistius, 2621 nucleotides. RefSeq lists its product as uncharacterized. NCBI's taxonomy places the organism in Eukaryota, Metazoa, Chordata, Actinopteri, Osteoglossiformes, Mormyridae. Bases 266 to 2137 code for a protein of 623 amino acids. Gene Ontology annotation, cellular component: nucleus. Gene Ontology annotation, biological process: regulation of transcription by RNA polymerase II. The transcript is spliced from 3 exons. Gene Ontology annotation, molecular function: DNA binding; DNA-binding transcription factor activity, RNA polymerase II-specific. The record is from RefSeq and is a predicted model, not a curated record.
UUAGGGCGGACGGGGCCUACUAAGCUAAUGAUGCAUAUUAUCCUCGGUUUCUCAUGAGGUGAAGCUUCAAAGCUUCCACGAGUGAGCGAAAUUUAAGCUCCUUUUGCAUUGCAAGCUUUCAAUGCUUUACCGCUGAUCGAACAGAAAUACGCACACGCAGUUGGAUGAUCUAAGCAAGUGAAUUCCCGGAAAGAUAAAGUGGGACGCGGGCCUUGUUAAAGGGAAGCCGGAGGCAGAAGAGGGGCAGCCGUGAUACCCGGACACCAUGGAGAAUCACUUGCCUAGCUGUGCAAAUGAGUCAGUUGCAGACGCCAUCCAGCAAGGGGGGGGCAGAGUAUGCUGGGAGGAGGGGGAGGGCAGGCUGGGCCAGGGCGAAGGAAGCAAGCAAGGGGUCACGGAGGAUGAGAAGAUCGAGGAAGAAGGAGGUCGAAGCCCCCAUCUGUGUCCCAGCCCAGCAGGCUUGUGCAUGUGUGGGAAGGAGGGGUGUGACCAGGCCAGUGUGCCGUCCCUGGGGGAGGACCAGCAGCAGGAUGGAGGGAUCCAGCUCCUGGUUUCAAGUGCCCACGAAUCUGAAGAAGCAGUGGGUGGACAGCGCCCCUCGGAGGCCCCUAAUACUGCACCUACAGGGAAUGAGGCCAUGAUGGAGCCAGGAGAACAAGAUGGGGCUGGAUGGAGGGAGGAGCCGGAGGAGGACCCACCAUCCCCUGGAGGGGGGGCAAUUUCGAGUGACAGGGAGGAGGAGAGGACAGCCCCCAGCCUCAGUGAAGGCCUGGGAAUCACACAGGGAGCCCAGUCUUUCCCAGAGCUAUCUCCCAGCCGGGAAUCGUUCUCUUCUGAACUGCCAUGCUUUUCCCAGGAAUCGGGAGAUGCUCUGAAACCUCGCUCCAUUUCCAGCAGGACUCCCAGCCUGUCCUCGGACACACCAGAGGGUCACCAAGGAGAGGUGGACGAGGCCCUCAGCACAGAUGCCAGCUUGGGCCCCAGGUUCCAGCAUGCGGUGUGUCUGCCGCUAGUGUCGGAGGGUCUCAAGCUGCUGUGGAUCCAGCCGGAUCAGACGGAUGAUCUAGACGGCGUGCCCGAGCUGGUAGAAGUCUUUAACUCGUUUCCGUACCCAACGCAGCAGGAGGCUGCAUCACUGGCCCGUCGCUGCGCCCUGCCCCUGGACCAGGUCAAGGCGUGGUUCAUGGUACAGCGCAUCCGCUACGGCAUCAGCUGGGCCACAGAAGAGAUCGAGGAGGCACGUCACAAGGUGUUUGGCCCACCACCACCUGCACCAUGCACCUCCUCGGCAGGGGGUCAUCCCGUAGGGGAUCCAGACUCGGCCCCACCAUUGCCACACCCUCACCACUGGUCACAAGUGUCUGCCAGCCCAAUGUUUGCUGUGGCGCCCCCGUGUGGUCGACCCCAUGGCCGAAACGGAAACUUGAGGGCGCGGUGGUGCGGCAUUGACGGACGCGGCUGGCCCUCUGAGGCAGAGAUCCGAUGGCUGCGGGCCAAGACUGGACUCGCUCACGUCGACAUCCACCGCUGGUUUGCUGACGGUCACCGCCGGCAGAAGGAGCUUAUGAAUAGGCUGGUAUGGGACCCGCAUCCCUUGGGGACUCCCAGAGCCAGGAAACGGGGACGCCGGGUAGGGGAACACUUCUCUGGGAGGGGAGAGGCUGGAGUUGCGCGUCACGCAGAAAUGGAAGAGGGGGGCUUCGGUGAGGAAGGCCCACGCUGUGUUCCCCCUCCGCCCUGCUCGCCUACGCUGGGGGCAAGCGGCCGUCUGCGCAAGAGGACCAGGGAACAGUUGAAGCAGCAUUUCCUACGCUGCUUACGGCCUGGUGGCAAGGGUAACCGGAAUAACCUGAGGACGGAUAGUGGGCGGGAGCAGGGAGUGGCCAAGUUGAAGAGGCAAGGCACAGGAGGGGCGUGGCCUGAGGAGGAGGGCUGGUGCAACUUUGGGGAAGGUGCCCCUCCUCAUAUCUACAGUGUCGAACACGGGGGCACUGACUGCCAUGCCAAGGCACCCAACGCAGGUGUUACAGGCUGCAAUGCAGACCUACACCAUGAGGGGGCAUUGCAGGGCCGAGGCAUGGAUGUCAUGAGCCAGGGGAACCGGCAAGAUGAGGUGGAGGUCAGUAUCAGUGACUGAGACAUGCUGUAGGACACGGCUGGUUUGGCACGUUCUGCUGAGCUGCCCAGUUUGUGAUUUUCAGCUCUUGCUAGCUGAGUGCUGGUUAAAUGCUGAAGGCCUUGUGAGUGUAGCCUGUGAUGAUGCACUAUGGAUUCACAUAGGCCAUAAUAAACAUGUGAAACGUGUUACCCCAUCUGGCCUGCUGUAUGGAUCAACAUGGAUAGUGUGUUAUUCAGGGCUGUAGUCUUGUGUUCGGGGUCACGUGUAACUAUGAUCCCCUUCUUCUCUGAGCUGUGCACUUUGGCCACACGAGGGAGAAUCCUAGUCUGGAGAAGAAUUCAAGUUCACUUGUGAGGGUCAGAUUCCCUUUACAGAUGAUCCCUGUUACUAGGAAACGCACUUGCAUUGCUGCAUCAUUUGGGCCUGAGCCUUUAGAUUUGUCCACUCGAGAUUUCUUUUUCUUUUUUAUAUCUUGUUUCUAAUAAACUGAACUUUGUCGUAA